UUUACAACAAAAGAGAAAACAAAAUAGAAUCAAAUGGAAAAGUGUAAAUGCGAAAGACAUAUCAAACAUAUAUCAUGUCCUAAAAGAAAGUGAAGUUAUUAAGGUUUUAACGAUAUGAAACAAGUGAAGUGAUCUUUUGGUGAUAUGGAUGAAUAAACGCUGUAAUGGGGUGUGGCCAGAGCAAAAUUAAUCUUUAUCCGAGGAGAAAUAAAAAUGGUGGAAAAGGGAACAGUGCCAAAAAGUCAGGCGCAGCAGACAAGGAAGCAGACGAAGAGGAAGGCAACGCAGGAACAGGACACACGGAUGAGACGGAGGAUGACGCCGACCAUGGAAAGCAUAUUCUGCCUCUCUCUGGCCACGUAUCCACCGUUGAGGUGUCGGCCAGUAUGCAAGACUUCUUUAAAAUGCUGGACGAAAAGAUUGAAAAGGGCAAAGACUAUGAUUCGUCGAGUGAGACGGAAGUACGCCUAGAAAGAGAACGGCGGAAAAAAUUAAUUGAUCAAUGGCGCUCUGCAUCACUGUCGACCCAAUCAUCACAAUCUCAGCCCAGCCCUCCAACUCCAGCUAGACGGCGGAUGCCGAGGCCCAUACCACAACCACCAGAACGUCAAAACAGUCCUGGAUCAAUCAGAAGAUGUUAUAGGCAACAGCACGUUACAGAAGGAAUGUCUCCACCUCCGAGAAGGGCGCAUAGUGCUCAAUCUCACCACCCACCAGAUUCACGACAAAUUAAUGGUGACAACUGGCAUGAUCCUACGAAAUCACCGGUCAAAAGACCUCAAAGCGCUGGAUCCACUUGGAAAAGCAAUCCAAAAGUUGCACCUUACAAUCAAAAACCGAAAAAAAACGAAGUCAAUGAAAACCAAAGAACAAACCAAAAAGACGCCGAAUCAUCAGCGAAUACUAGUCAUGAUAUAUCUCAAAUAACAUAUAACCCAACAUUCCAAACUCACAGUCCAGCCCAUUCGGCUAAGUCUCAGCAACCGUACAUAGCGCAAAUUAUAAGUUGUCCAAUGUCUCAACAAGUUGCCCCUCCAUCUCCACCAAAGUUUAUAGCCCCACCUGAAGAGUACCAAGACCCUCAAAAUCAUAUGGCAGAUAAUAAAUACAGUGCCAGUCAAAAACAGGCGCAAAAUCAAUCACAAAUGAACCCUCAGUCUCAAAUUUAUUACAUUCAUGGUAAUCCAUCGACGAACGUUUCAAAUCCGCAAGAUUUAGUUCAACAAAGACAGCAAACAGCCUUCCAUCUGCAGCAAUACGUGGCUAUGAAACAAGCUCAACAACAAAUGUUCACGUAUCUACAAAGAGGCCCCCAUACCGUAUUUCCCAACGUGGAUUACGCUCAAAUUCCAAAUCCGAGAAUUUAUGAAGGUGAAGAAUUCACAGGUCAAUACGGGCAUCCAGCUUUAAGAACACACAGUGCUCCAACACCCGUGGGAGUCGUCCGACCUAUGCCAAUCCCUCCUACCUUCAGCCCAUUGCCAGAUGGAUCGCAUAUGGUUCAAAUGCCAAUGUGGCCUCACAUGCCACCAGUCGUUUCGACAAUGGGUCCUUGGUUGCCAGGUCAAGGACAUGAAAUGCAAUACUACCCUCAAUCUCAAUUCAUGCCAAUGUAUAGAGCGACCUCUGCUGGUUCCGCCGGUACAUUAACUAGGUACCAUAAAAAGGAAACAAGCGAUGGUGAAGUCAAGAAUGUGUGCCAAAGUAUAAACUUAGUGAGGCAGAAACAGAUCGGUCAGAUCGUGUCAAUGCCUGGUCAGGAACUAACUGUAUGCAACAGUACGAGCGAUAGCCCAAGUCCUGCGUCAGUGAGCACAGACAGUGGAGUAUCUCCUGGGAACAGUGCUCCUAAUUCUAAAGCAUCUGUCUUUAACCAACCCCCAGUACCCUCGGAGUCCUUCACCGCUGUAGAUAGCAAAGCUAAGAAAAUCAAAACUGCACCAUUUGCGCGACCUCUGAAAAAUUCAAAAAGUCUAGAUUCUUAGUGCAACUUUGUAAUUAUGUAGAUUUUCUAAGUGUACGUAGAUUCUAGUCGGAGUAUGUAAAUUAUAGUAAAAUUAGUUACAUAUGCUUAUCAUUGUAUAGUUCGAGCAUUUUUAAUUCGAUCAAUGUUAAAGUCGAUGUCGAUUUAUGACUGUAAGUUUCGCGUCACUGUCAUUUCGUAUGUUUUAGACUCGCUCUGUGAUUUUGAUUUGAGUUAGUUUAAAUUUGAUAUUUCGAUUUGUAAUUUUUCGAAACUGAGUAAAUUAACUUUGUGCCUUGCAGUCAUUGAUUUUAAAGUUCAUUGUCGUAUGUACUGCGUAACUGUUGUAAACACUAAUUUCUACAAUGGCUGCGUCACUUGGUUCAAGAGACGGGUAAUUUUUAUCGUAUUAUAUUAAUUUAUUAACAAAAUUUAAAAUAAAUUAUUCUAAAUGUAUGUUUAGAUAAAGACAUGUAAGUGGUACCUCCAAGUA
Vanessa atalanta (red admiral) is the source of this 2456-nucleotide messenger RNA. It is a transcript of the gene tow, whose product is annotated as serine/arginine repetitive matrix protein 1. NCBI's taxonomy places the organism in Eukaryota, Metazoa, Arthropoda, Insecta, Lepidoptera, Nymphalidae. Bases 165 to 1985 code for a protein of 606 amino acids. The record is from RefSeq and is a predicted model, not a curated record. The transcript has 4 exons.